AUGUCUACACCCAUCACCCCACUCGUCGAGUCUCAGCAAACAAAAACGAAAGCCCCUUCGCCGACACCUCCUACGCUGACUGUGUUCGAUGGAGUUACCAAUGCCCUCCUCCUCAGCUCGAUCGGAUUUCUCUUGGGUGCUCUGUUUGUGGCCUUGACAACAGAAUAUGGGCUGCUCUACACCAAUGCACCCACGACAGCAGAUGCCUAUCUGGCAGUUGAACAGGCAUAUUUGACGUUGUGGACAAGUCCACUAGCCGUCAGAGCGAUCUUCCAUCUACUCCUACUCUUGCCAAUAUUCACUCUUUCAGUCAAGGUAUCUCGGUACACGGAGGCGGCAAUCUACUUCGACGGACUCUGUCUUGCAAUGAUGCUCUUGGUCCUGGGGCUCUACACGGGCUCGACAGUCCCGAACCUGCGCAAGCUGGCUUUUGCACCCUCUAACCAAGCGCUCUUGGACCUGGUCAACAACUCCCCCAAUCUCAAGAUCCCUACAGGCUUCGAUCCGUUAUCUCCCGCCAGCAUUAUCAACGGGAUUCUCGUCCUCCUAAGCCACCCUGCCAGUAUUUUACUCAAGCCCCACAAGGCACUCGAGAACGAGCAGGAAUUUAAGAAAGCGCUCGAGCUCAACCCGAUUGAUGAGAAGAGUCGCCAUGAGCUACUCUCAGUCACCGCCGCCGGCCACUCGAUCGCCAUCUUCUUGCUCAUUGGAAUCAUCAUCUUGCAGAUCGGUAAGGUAUACGCUGAGGUCGAGGAUGCCAAUUUGAAGGCCAAGUUCGAACUCGAAGAAUCUCAACGAGUAGCCCAGGAUAGAAAGGACCAGUAA
Molecule: messenger RNA, 825 nt
Organism: Puccinia triticina
Lineage: Eukaryota; Fungi; Basidiomycota; Pucciniomycetes; Pucciniales; Pucciniaceae
Exons: 2
Coding region: 1-825 (274 amino acids)
Biological process (GO): endoplasmic reticulum to Golgi vesicle-mediated transport
Cellular component (GO): endoplasmic reticulum membrane
Source: RefSeq, a predicted model, not a curated record